Molecule: messenger RNA, 1371 nt
Organism: Cavenderia fasciculata
Lineage: Eukaryota; Evosea; Eumycetozoa; Acytosteliales; Cavenderiaceae
Exons: 4
Coding region: 1-1371 (456 amino acids)
Biological process (GO): NAD+ metabolic process
Cellular component (GO): mitochondrial outer membrane
Molecular function (GO): FAD binding; NAD(P)H oxidase H2O2-forming activity; kynurenine 3-monooxygenase activity
Source: RefSeq, a predicted model, not a curated record
AUGUCUGAAAAAAAUACACCACCACCUACACCUCCAAGACCUGCUGCAACAAUGAAAUCAUCUUCAUCAACAGCAUCACUAGAAGCACAUGAGCAACCAGUUGAAAAUAUAUCAAUCUUUGGAUCAGGUUUGGCUGGUUCAGCAAUAGCAUUAUUAUUAAAAAAUAGAGGAUUUACAAAUAUAACUGUUUAUGAAAAGAGAUCAAGGAGUGAACAAAAGGCAAGCUGGAAUAGAGGUAGAUCGAUUAACAUGAGUCUUUCAUUUAGAGGAAUGAAGACUCUGGAAAAGUGUGGCAUUUUACCUCAGAUUUUGGAAGAGGGUGUGCCAAUGCGUGGCAGAAUGAUUCAUCAUUUGGACGGAUCCAAAAACUUCCAUCCCUAUUCACCAGACCCCAACAAAUUCUUGCUUUCCAUCUCGAGAGACAUGUUGAAUGAAAAGCUUCGUCAACAUGUUGAGGGAUCAGAGAGUGUCCAGUUCCUCUACAACCAACAGGUCAAGGAGGUCAAUCCACGUGGCUGCACCUUUACCGUCAAGGACACUAGCAACAAUGUCACCCGUACCAUGUCGACCAGUACCAUGAUUGGUUGCGACGGUGCCUUUUCAGCGGUACGUCAAUCGAUGGCUCGUUUCCCACGUCACGAAUACAACCAACACUAUAUGGAGCAUGGAUACAAGGAGUUGCGUAUUCCAGCCGGACCCAAUGGUGAAUUCCAACUUGAAAAGGAGUGUCUCCAUAUUUGGCCACGUGGAGGAUACAUGAUGAUCGCUCUCCCCAACAAAGAUGGUUCGUUCACCGUCACACUCUUUUUCCCAUUCGAGGGUGAUGGAAGCAGUUUUGAGUCGCUCAACACACCCGAGCGUAUCGACCGUUUCUUUAGAACCAAAUUCCCCGAUGCCGCGCCACUCAUCCCUUCGCUGAUCGAAGAUUUCGAGACCAAUCCAGUUUGUACAUUACUCACCAUCAAAACGUAUCCAUGGGCUAUCGACGGUCGUGCCGUCCUUGUAGGCGACGCUGCCCACGCCAUCGUGCCAUUCUACGGUCAGGAUGCCAUCUCUGAAAUGGCUAUUGAAAACUUCCUCGAGAUGCGUGAUACUGUCCAAGACGACUUGUUUGUCUUUAAGAAAAAGGUCGAGCAUCUCUUGGAGCAGCGAUUCCCCGGCCGUUACAUCUCGCGUUACGAACUCAUCUCCUUUUCCCACAUCCCUUACAAAGAUGCACAACGUAUAGGCAAACUCAACCAAGAAAUCUUGAAUGUCCUCUGUAAAGAUGCAAGAUUAAAUUUAAAUAAUAUCGAUCUUACAAUGGCAAAUAAUUUAAUUAAAUUGUGUGGUUGUUUAGUUUGCUUCACAAUUAUGGGUGUUUGUAAUUAA